This is a messenger RNA of Papaver somniferum (opium poppy), 719 nucleotides long. RefSeq names its product protein MHF1 homolog. Bases 56 to 463 code for a protein of 135 amino acids. Gene Ontology annotation, cellular component: Fanconi anaemia nuclear complex; FANCM-MHF complex. The record is from RefSeq and is a predicted model, not a curated record. Gene Ontology annotation, molecular function: chromatin binding; protein heterodimerization activity. The transcript is spliced from 4 exons. Lineage: Eukaryota; Viridiplantae; Streptophyta; Magnoliopsida; Ranunculales; Papaveraceae. Gene Ontology annotation, biological process: resolution of meiotic recombination intermediates; replication fork processing.
UCCCCUCGCUCUUUACAGUAACAAACGAGCAGCGAAACCCUAGAAUUUCAAAUCAAUGGAUGAAAGAGACGACAGUGAUUUCGAGAGAGAAGAAGAAGAAGAAUCAACUAGGAAUGUCUUGAAAGAUAGAUUCCGCCUUUCUGUUAUCAAAAUUGCUGAAGCUGAGGGCAAGAAGAACAAUAUGGAGGUAUCUGAGCAAGUCAUGGGUUGUAUUUCUGAUCUUGCCUUCAAAUUUUCAGAACAGUUGGCCAAGGACCUAGAGCUAUUUGCACAGCAUGCAGGUCGCAAGUCUGUGAACAUGGACGAUGUUAUACUUUCUGCCCAUAGGAACGAACAUCUGGCCUCGUCAUUGAGGCUUUUCAGCUCUGAAUUGAAGGGGAAAGAACCCCAACCUGAGAAGAAGCGGAAGAAAACUUCAAAGAAGGAAGACAAAACUCCCUCUGCGGCACUUCAUAUAUCAUGAUCCCUAUCCAUUUUCUUUUUCUUCUUUUAGUAGUAGUGCCGUGAACAAUGUGUUACGCACCCUAUCUGAAAAUGGCCUCAAACUCGUAUGUAUAUUUCCCGUUCUUACUAGGAUCGUCACCAUGUUAAUCUUCAACUUUAUGAUGCCAUUGGUCUUCUUGACUGGUAGUAAUAGUUGUACUUACUUCUUAUGAUGAUUCUUGCAGAGAUUGUUUCUUGCUGUCUUUAGAGUUUUGUCUGAUUUUUUAAGAAGAACA